This is a messenger RNA of Manis javanica (Malayan pangolin), 6997 nucleotides long. NCBI's taxonomy places the organism in Eukaryota, Metazoa, Chordata, Mammalia, Pholidota, Manidae. The record is from RefSeq and is a predicted model, not a curated record.
GGAGGCGGCGGCAGGCGCGGGGCCGGGCGCGCGAGCCUCGGGGGCCGAGGCGGCUGCCUGGCUGGGGCGCACGCCCUCCCGCAGCCCUGCCCCUGCCGCGCCCGCCCGUCGCCAGCCAGGUUGAAAAGGCAACUUGAAGAAUCCAUGCGAGUCACACACAAAGUAUUUACGUUGCCAGACUACAAGUGCAGCUUAUUCCAUGGAAGUGGGAUCUUGGAUCCAGAGAAUCGGGAUCGGUAACGUUGUCAGUGGGAAGAAGGAAGGUCUGGAACUCGGUCUGUUCCUUGACGUGGGUGCUAACGUAGGCAGCAGCCGUCAGCCGGGAAGCAGUGGGGAAGAGCACAGAAGUCCCCUUUCCUAUCACAGGAGGCAGAGAGAGAAACACGUUGUACCUCACAAAGCCUGAGUCGAAUGUCCCCUUGUGGGGCAGCACUGCUGUGAUGGGCCAGGCCCUGGGCCUGGCCUCGGAAGAUGGGAGUUUUGAGCUUUGCUGUGCCACAUACAAGCUCUGAGAACUUGGGCAGAUUACUUCUCAGGACCUCAAUUCACCCAUGAAAUGAAGGAAAGAAUCAUCAUGGUUACAGAAGAUUAAAUGAAAUAAUGGAUUGAGGAGACCCAAGAAGGCUGGUGGGCUCAGCCGGCGAUCUCCACUGCCUCACCAUGACCGCUGAGAAUCCAGAGCCUGGAGACCUGGCCCUGGCGCCCCUUCUCACCUGCAAACUCUGCCUGUGUGAGCAGUCUCUGGACAAAAUGACCACGCUCCAGGAGUGCCAGUGCGUCUUCUGCACAGCUUGCCUGAAACAGUACAUGCAGCUGGCGAUCCGAGAAGGAUGUGGGUCGCCCAUCACUUGCCCCGACAUGGUGUGCCUAAACCACGGGACCCUGCGGGAAGCCGAGGGUGGCUCCGAUCGAGGCUGCUGGACCUGCAGGGACCCACAUGUCCCUCGAGUCCCCCUCCGGCCUGCCUGCACUUGCCAUCUCCCUCUAGCACCCUUUCUUCCCACUAAUGGCAGAGGAAAGGUUGCCUGUCUGGUUCCUGUGGAUCAGUUCCAGCUUUAUCAGCGGUUGAAAUUUGAACGAGAGGUUCACCUGGACCCCUGCCGGACGUGGUGUCCCGCCGCAGACUGUCAGACCGUCUGCCCCGUGCCUCCCAGCGAGCCGGGCCAGCCUGUGCUGGUGGAGUGCCCUGCGUGCCAGCGGAAGUUCUGCUCGUGCUGCAAGGACGCGUGGCAUGCGGAUGGCUCCUGCAGAGACAGCCAGCCCGUUGCCCUGCCAACAGAGCACGGGGCCCUCUUUGGCAUGGACGCAGAAGCCCCCAUUAAGCCGUGCCCCGUGUGCCGGGUGUACAUCGAACGCAAUGAGGGCUGCGCGCAGAUGAUGUGUAAGAACUGCAAGCACACGUUCUGCUGGUACUGCCUCCAGAACCUGGACAAUGACAUCUUCCUGAGACACUAUGACAGGGGGCCCUGCAGGAAUAAGCUGGGCCACUCGAGAGCCUCAGUGAUGUGGAACCGGACCCAGGUGGUGGGGAUCCUGGUGGGCCUGGGCGUCAUCGCCUUGGUGACGUCGCCCCUGCUGCUCCUGGCGUCCCCGUGUAUCGUCUGCUGUGUCUGCAAGUCCUGUCGGGGCAGGAAGAAAAAGCGCGACCCCCCCACCACCUAAGUUCUCCGCUCGUGUCCACGUGCCACACACAGGUGUCUGGGCUCUGCAGGACAGUGGACAGCACAGUGGUAAAGCCCCACUAGCGACCUUGCCUCCUCCUCCUCGCCAAACUUUGGAAGUGCCUCUGUGUCCAGACUUUGAACCUGUCCACCUGCCUUCGGCGUCAGAAAAGGACCAGCCUGGGUGCGUGUGUUCCUGUGUAAAGAGAACUGGUGUCUGUAGUACAGUUGGGGCAGCAUGUCGGGAGCUUUGGGGUGCUGGGGAAGAGCUAACGCAUCCUCACUUUAUCAUCCCAAGGAUCCCACCAAACUGUAGAAUUUCCAUCCAAAUUCCAGGAGCCCCGGGGAACAUGCCGUGUGAUAACCGAGCUGUCGGGGGGCAGUGCACAUGCUGGCUGAGGAGCCGGAGUCCGCUCUGUGCCGAUCUGACCCCCAUGUAGGGUGGGAAGGAGAAGGUCUAGACUAUAGACUGUAAGAUGUAGAAUCAUAAACAUAACCUUUAAAAUAGUAUGGUAUCAUGCCAUCUCAUUUUGUAAAAACUAAUGGAUAAUCAAGUUAUUUACGCAUUUUCAAACACAAUUCAGAGCAGCUCUCUUCUCAGCAAAACCUAUUUAGUAUCGCUCUUUUGGCAUCUAGUAGAGCAAUCGGAAUACUUUAUGUAUGAGAAACUGAUACAAUGACAGAAACGUGUAAACUACAAUGGAAAUGGUUUAUACAUCUUGAAUAGUAUGAAUUUGUAUCACCUCAUUGUGAGUUAUUUUUCCCAUUGUGCCUUUAGCCAGAUUUUGGAUAAAUGGGUUUUGAAAAAGUAAUUUUUUUCUUCAAUGACCUCUCAUUACUGAAUUGCCCUGAGCAAUUAGCCUGGUGCUUCUUGGGAACAUGUGACGUGCCAGCAGAGCGCUCUCCUUAAAGCUGGGUAGACCACAUCAGGAACGAUGAUGCUUUCCAAGGUUACGGGGUUCCUCGGUUGUUAAAUUAUGAAUUAAAGAAUGAUGCUUUGCUUAUGUGAUGGAAUGAAAUGGGGAUUGGCAUUUUUAAGGAACUUUAAUUCACACGUGCAUAUCGAUACUAACAGAUGUAUAGUACUUUUUUUUUACUGUUUAUAUAGAACAUAGGUGAAAACUCUGGGAAAAUUUUGAGUGGCAGCCAGCCAAAAAUAUUUUUAAUCACUUACUGGGAAAUUCUCUAUAUAAAGUGUCUCCAUUUCCCUUUGAAACUCGAAACAGUUCAGAAAAAAGAAAUCAAUACUAUCUCCUAUCAAUAUAUUUCAUACUCAUAUAAAUAUAAAUGUACAUAUAUUUGAAUAAUCUGGUUGGUUUUACAUUGCCUGAAAAGGGCAUUUAUAACUGCUCAGGGGAUCACAGGAGCUCAACUGGAAUUAAAUUUUUGUAUCAAGGAUGUCAGUCACGGCAAUGAACUCCCGCAUUAGGAACCUGUCUGUGCUUGGUUCCACGAGGAAUCUUAACAGGCUGAUUUUAAGUAACCUCAAAUGCUGUAUUAUCAACAAUAGAGCUCCUGAUUUCGAGUGAAGUUGGAAGAAAACAUCUAUACUAUUUCCUUGGCAAAACUAAAAAAAGGAACUUACCUUCUCACAGACACACUAGAACAGAAAUAACAUUUUUUUUGUGUGUGUGUGUGUGUGUGGAGGAUAGGAAGUGAGGGUUGUAUGUCAAACCGAUUUUAAAUGACUGGAUUUAAGUCUAUAAAGGUUGAAAAGUGCCUGCAAAAAUGAUGACAUCUUCCUUAAAGAGCUAAAUGAAUUGACCUGUGUGAGCUUGUCAGAAUCAACAGGAACAGGUUGGUAGGUUAAACCCAAAUCCAUCUCUAGGGCAUCAAAGAGCAACAUGCAGGCUGAUGUAGAAGCUUUGUUUAUAAAGGAGAGAGCUGACAACUUCGAUAACAGAGACUGAUGUUUUUGUUUGGGAUCGGUGCCCAGUGAAAGAGUUUAAUCUGUGUCCUUCCUUUGUCUGUAAGCCUCACCCUUUCCUAGUGAUUCUCUUUCUGUACUGGGAAGAAGUAGGGUGUUACAUAAUAAUGUUUGGUUGUUGGGGCAAAGAUCUUUUUGUGUUUGGGGUAGUAUAGUCCAUUUGAAAUAGAAACCAAAAUCCUUCACCAAGUUGUAAUCUGGAUGUCAUAACCCCCCAUCCAGAAACACCACUGGGUGUAACAGCAUGUCUAGCUCCUGACCCUGCUGGGGCUGUGCUCUUGUUAUUAGGCAGGGAAGUGAGGAGCAAAGCCAUAUGGAAGCAAAUUCUAGAAUCCUAAGCACUCUGUGUGUUCAUGCAACGGGUGUUUGUUCUGGACUUGAAAUCUCUAUUUUGAAAGAGUCCUUUGAAAAAUGAGUAAGUCACAGUGUGAAUUUCCUUGUAGCCCAUGUCAUGAAAAUCUUACCUAUCCAGAUUUGAAAAUCUACAUGUUUCUUUGAAUUAAAUCACUGUUUUUUGAAACCCCAAAUGGUCUCUUAAAAACUAUUCAGAACCUGUGUAUGUAUUCCUUAGCCUUCUCACACAGUGCUUCUGCAAGAUUUUCUGUUCAUGAAUGGAUGCCUUUAUGUGUAUAGAAUCGAGUAUAUAUGUGUACCUUUAAAGACAAUUUCUUAAUGCCUUAGCUGAAUGACAUUUUAUAAAGCUGUCACAGUUGAUGUCUAUAGGCAAUUAUAUAUCAUGUUGAUUCAUCAUCCUGAAAAUUUUGUUAUGUAUUUAAGAAAUUGCUGCUAUUAUAUUUUUCCAAUUAUUUGAGAGGAAAAUACCUUUUAGUCUCUGUAGCCCCAAUAAACGUGGAGCAGGAAAUUAAGAGUGUUCACCUUUGUUUGCAGCAUGUUUCCAGACACAUCGAUUUUACCCUCCAGGAAACAACCAAGUCACUAUUAAAUCCGAGGUUCAGAAUUUACAAGAAGUACCCAGAUCUGCUAUACUGUUUAUGGAAAUUACUUUUGCUACUUUGUUUCUUAAAGUGUUACCCUUAAAAAUAAAGCUCAGUUAUUCUCCCAGAAAAAAUAGGUUUAUUUGGGAAUAGCUGAGAAUCACAAUUUGGCACAAACAAGCUAUGGGAAAACUAGCUGGUCUGGAGAACAAAGGAGAGAACACUUUUUUUAUAGAGGAGGGGACCGAGUUGUCACGGCUGUUUUAAGCAAAAGGUCCAUUGGAGGAAACUGGGAGUCCCACAUAACAUGGCUUCUCAUUGGCUGAGUUGUGACAGCCUCUCAUUGGCUGAGCUGUGAAGCCUCUCAUUGGCUGAGCUGUUGCUGGGGUCGGAGAAAAACCUCUCUUACUCCUUCUGAAUAGUAAAGAGGUAACACAGUACUAUGGAUGGACUUGCAAGUUGUGUGUCUGGUACCUCUCUUCCCACUGGAUCAUCAAGACAAGUGAUAGGGUGUGAGAACUCUCUCCUUAAUGGCUCCCCUAACUCCAUUUUAGUAAGGUUUCCUUUUUAUUAAUUUUUGCAAAAGAAAUGGGGAGAAGUGCAAUGCCUUCAACUCAGCAGACUUUUCUUGUAUGUGUGGCAUUUCACACUGCUAGUGUGCAGGCAUUGAUCAUUAUCCAGAGAAGUAACCAAUAAUUUAGGUCUCUGAUCAUUCUAAUAAAAAAAAUGAUGUCAGGCAUCAAAGCCAUUAGUUCUGUAAAAUAAGGGUUGGGCUACAUGCCAAGUUCAGUUCUGACCUUACAAAAGUCUAUUAGAGGAAUACUUUUCCUUGUUCGGAUUUUUAAAGGAUUUACAUUCGUGGCAAGGUCAUUUCCAUUUGAUUAGUAAAUCAAGGCAGGACUCCUACUAAAGUUUAGUACCAGAAGUUGAUUAACAACUAGAACUAGUGUUUUUACAAAACUGAAUUCUCACAUCCCUAAGCUGAUAUUGAUGCCUUUUUAUUGAAUAUUAUAUGCUUCUAAUAUGAGACUCAAAUACAAAAAUAUAUAAUUGACCUAUAAUUCAAGUUUUAUUUUCUUACCAUUCAGUUUUGAGAACAUCAGUAAGGUCGUUUAAAACACGUUUGGCUUAUGGCUUCUUAAUUUGCUUAAUUGUCUCCAGAAAUGUCAACAUUAUUUCAUUUGUAAGUGCACUUAUUGUUUGCUUAACUGGAAUUAGUAUUCCCAGAGAACUCUUGAAUGAACCAUUUUAUACAGCGGUGAUUUUAAUGCCCUAACCAGCAGACUCAUUGCAAUGUAGAUUAUGAGUCUAGUGAAUGUGGGGAAUUAUAAUUACAUUUUUCUGUAAUUAAAAUAUUUUUAUUUGUUAGAUAAUAAAGCUAGUUUUCUUUAGACCUUGAAGGGCGUAUCCAACUCCAUGUUAUGAAAAAGAAAGAAAUUUCAAAUAAUUUAAUAGCAAUUAACAUUUUUUAUUUAUAUAUUUUUACAUACACUUUUAAAAGAAUUUUUGAGGACAAUCCUCUGAGUAAAUGGGAUAUUAGAUCCAUUUCAUAGAGACAACAAUGGUUUUGUGUUGUCUUGCCAAGGGUCACACUACUUAUGAGUGACAGCCAGAAAAAUAAUGCAAGACUCCUUUAAAGACAUUUUAUGCUCUUUUAUUAGUAAUUCUGAACCUUCUUCACUCCUAAAUCUGUAAGUUCCAAGAGACUAUAUUUCCCUCUUAAUUAUCUGCCUGAAUGGAGAUAUAUAUAUAGUAGAAUAAUUCAUUAUUUCAAAUAAUCAUUUAGAGUGUGUGCUGGUGUGUCUGCCAGCAUUCUGAGGGCAGAUGGCCACCCUCGGAGAUCAACCUCAGGCCCUCCCCGGGGUUCAGCCAGAGCAGAGGGGCAGGAGGUGGAAGGAUGACCCAUCAAAGACAACUAGGUGGUGUGUAUCUGACUUGCUAAUAUUGGAACUAGAAUUAGAGCUGGGUCUAUGCACUUGCUUCAGAUGCCAAAAUGUUUGCCUCUUCCCCACAAAUACAGAGUACGUUCUCACAGUUUCCUUUUAAUGUUUACCAUCAAGACAAAGGAUUAUUAGCUUAGAUCCAAAUCAUUUCCUAUUAACAUUACCAGCUUGUACUCCAGUGUGUAUCUGUGGACUAUCAUUAAAUAAAUCCACAAACUGGCAGCUUCACAAGCAAGAAAAGGAACUCUACACAAUGAAGUUAAUGAAUUUCUGAUGUGUAUGAAGUUGUGCUUUGAAUUCCAUUUUCUGCUUUUGUGUUUUGCAAUUUUAUCAGUUUGCCUUUGUGUGUGUGUGUUAGAGCUGCAAUUCAGCCUUUUGAUGAGAAGGAAAUUAAGUCUCAGGUUAGCCAUUUCGCCUUCUAGUCCUUUAAUGAUCUGGCGUGAUUCAAGGACGUAUAUUUCUUUUGGAGGAAUGAUGGGUAGUUAAUAUUAAUGCCAUUGAACACAUUCAAAUAAAAUGAACAUGAAGGUU